AUGGAUACUGAUGGUAGUUCUUUUGACGGUGGAUUGAGAAAGCUUACAGACGUUGAACUUGUUCACAAAGUGAGUUUGGAGGAACAUGAAUGGGAGCAGCGCAUUAACGAUCCAUCGAAGUGGUUGGAGAUGUCUCCAGAAGAACAAGAAUUGAAACGAAAGACCGGUAAAGCUGUAUUCCGGUCAAUCACAUAUAAUGAGUGUGAGUUAGACGGUUCUGACCUCAACAUACCUCCAUCGCCAGAAAAUCCUCAUCCAUUUGUUCCAUCAAAGCAUUCUCCUCCUGUCUACACUCACUCUCUUGUACCGUUUGUUAACUAUUCAUUUCUUCUACAGAUACUUGUGGAUAUUGGGGUCAAUUUAUUUGAGGUUGAACAAAAUACACGAGCUGGUAAACAUUUGCUACGAUUGGACUUGGAGAAAGACGUCAGACCAAAGCUUCGGUGGCUUCUUUCUCUUGGCUUUCAUGUUAGUGAUUUGGGUGUUUAUCUUACAAAAAAUCCAUUCUACUUGCUGCAAGACCUUAGCGACAUGCAGGUUCGUGUUAAUUAUUUGAUGUCAAUGAAAUUCUCAACGGAAGACGUGUGCAAAAUUAUUAGGGAGUUUAGGUACUGGUUAAAUGUGGAUGUGAAAGUAAUGGAUUCUCGACUUGGGUGGGUGCAGAAACAGUUUGGCUUGAAUGGCAAUGAAGUACGGGCUCUCAUUCGCAAAGAAGCUCGAAUUUUGAUGUUUGGCUUAGGUCCACUGCAGCGGCUUGUGGGACUUUUCAAUAAAGAGCUUGAAUUUUCUCCUAAGCAAGUGAAAGGAAUCCUUCUCGCUGACCCUCGAGUGUUCAUGAUGGAAGCCAAGUUCAUUAGGACGAACUACGACUACGUUCAUCGCACAAUGCGCCUUUCAAAUUCCAUAAUUGCGAAGCAUCCAUUCAUUCUUCGCUGUUCUCAUAGCAGUAUUCGCAACAGGUAA
Messenger RNA from Angiostrongylus costaricensis, 963 nucleotides. Lineage: Eukaryota; Metazoa; Nematoda; Chromadorea; Rhabditida; Metastrongylidae. The record is from the annotation of a GenBank genome assembly.